This is a messenger RNA of Pelmatolapia mariae (spotted tilapia), 584 nucleotides long. Its product is annotated as von Willebrand factor A domain-containing protein 5A-like. The record is from RefSeq and is a predicted model, not a curated record. NCBI's taxonomy places the organism in Eukaryota, Metazoa, Chordata, Actinopteri, Cichliformes, Cichlidae. The coding region runs from base 92 to 520 and encodes 142 amino acids. The transcript has 5 exons.
CAGAGAUCCUGGAGCCCCUCAAACAUAUUUACAGCCAGCCCUGCAUUCCCAAUCAGCCUAAACAGCCAGCUGUGGUCGACAUCUCAGUCACAUGGGAUUUACUAAAGGAAGUGUCUGUCACUGUCCACCAAUCACAACACUUUUCCAGGGUGAGAGGUCACUGAUUUAUGCCCAGCUCACUGGACAGAGCUCAGAGGCAGCAGAGGGCUGUGUGACGCUGAACUACAGCCUGGCAGGUCAUCCCUCUGAGAACCAGCUGCACUUCAGUCUCAGACCUGCAGAGGACACUGGAUUAACAGUCCACAGGUUGGGUGCUCGCACUCUGAUUCGUUCCCUGGAGAUGAAGGAGAGAGAGCUCAGAGGACAGCAAGAUGGAGGAGUGAAGGAGAAGGUGGUGCAGCUCAGUGUCCAAUCAGGAGUGAGCAGUUCUUUCACUGCCUUCAUUGCUGUCAACAAAGACAACGGAGAGGCGAUCCAAGGACCUCUGCGCCACAGACAUAUUCUACCACCCUGUGAGUGAUGGCUGUCCAUUCUUCCUGUAAAAGGUGUAAGUAUAAACCUGAAUGAAUGGGAUUAGAAACUGU